Molecule: messenger RNA, 4300 nt
Organism: Symphalangus syndactylus (siamang)
Lineage: Eukaryota; Metazoa; Chordata; Mammalia; Primates; Hylobatidae
Source: RefSeq, a predicted model, not a curated record
AUGGCUCAGCCGCAGCAGCUCUACCAGUGGCUGGAAACCUCACAUCCACAGGCAGGGCUCGCAGCUCGCUCGGCUCGGAGAGGAUUUUUCCCCCUCCCUCCAGCUGAAACCUCGCAGAAAACUCCCCCUGCGGUCGACUGGAAAAUGAGCUCACCCAAAUCUCGGAGGCGCCCCUGCCCAGGCCGCCGCGCAUUGGCUGUGGGGAAAAUCAAUUAUCAAAUAAUCGAUCAGCAGGGAGCUUCGAUCUGCGGGGAAUGCAAACUGCCAGUCCCUAUUCCCGCCCUGAAGGUGGCCAAAAGGCUGACUCCCUCCAAGCAGCCCGCCCGCUCCUCCAUCGCCCCCACCCACUUCCCACUCGCCAGCUGCGGACUGAACCCUCACCCUCAAGGGGGUGUAGCCUCAGGGGUUCUUCGGCAAAGAGGUAACGAGGCUUGGAGUUACCACAACUCUGCGGCCACGUUUUCAAAUUUGGAAAAGAUGAAAAAAGAAGGUUCAGGCGAUUUAUGCGAGAAAGGGCCAAUUUGAAAACUGGUAACUAGUGGGAGAAAUAAACUUAUAAGCCACGAACACAUCGUUUCGCAACCGAGCCCACAGCCCCGCGAGGCGCCCCUUCUUCCCAGCUCUCGGAGGAUAACUUCAUUGACUGGCAGGUCGGUGGCCACUUCUGGGAGGGCCACUGUUUACCGAAUGAGAACCUCUCAUCGCACAGUCCUUACAGCAGGGCUGCCUUGUCGCCCGUGCGCGUCCGGGUGCCGGGUCCCGGCGGUGUUCUGCAGCGCGAUCCGGUCCCCGUGCCCUGAGCCACCCAGAGCCCUGUGCCUGCCUACACCCUGGGGCGCGCUGACUCCCUGGGUUGGGUGGGGGUCCCGGCAGGAUGCACUUCCAGCUGCGGGGUCCGCGGAGUUUGCUCGCACCUGGUUUGGCGCAGGGACGUAGGUUUGGGGGACUGUGUCCCCUGGGAAGAGAAAAAGGUGAAAAGGUCCCCUCUCCCACCAGUGUGCCCCAUCCCCGCCAGUUUUGACUGCGAUCAUAUUUUUCUGUUUGGGGGUCGCCUCAGCCUGUGCCGGAGGGAGUUGGUCAGGCUUGGGCAGCGGUGCGUGGCAGCCCGGCAGCCGGAGCAGGAGCGCGAGGACCCGCGGACUGGGGCGCAGCGACGAUGGCGCACCCGCUUCUGUCUUCUGCUGCUUUGGGGCUGAGCAUCCGAAGGCGCCUUUCUCCCCAGCUGGACUCGGGGACGCCGGAUCACCCCGCCACCUGCCUCUUGGCCUAAUUCUGGAAUUUUCUCGCCUCCGUUCCUGGACGGCUCUUUCUCAGGGGCAGCAAUGAGCCCCGGGGUGCGCUCAUCUUCUCGGAGAUCAAGUGUGCUCUGCGAGUCCCUUUAGGACUUGGAGGGGGGAGGGGUUGGGGACCCCGGCCCCAGAGUGCCUCCUGCGGCACGGCGGCCCACUCGGAGGGGUCGCAACAAGCGCGCGUUUGUGGCCGAGGUUGUGAUUUCAGGUGCGCUAAUGGGAUUAGAGGUCCUGGGAGAAACGUGAGGGGGUUGGUGCGCUUCCUUCUCCCGGCUUCCAGCUGCCGCCGGUGGAAGUGGGGACACAGGAGGGCCGCACUACGGGCGCCCAGCGCGGGCGCUCACACCUCUUCAGGAGGCGUGGAACCCAGCGCCCCAGGGUGGGGGUAGGGGGCGGGGGAUAUAGGUAGUGAGGGGUGAGGCUGGGAGAGGACGGGGAGAGGUAGGAAAGGAGUCAGCCGGGGACACUACUGAGAGAGGGAGUAAGAGAGUGCGCUGCAGAACCGGGGACAGAGCCGCAGAACCGACCGAGAGCUAGAAUUGGAUUGCAUCCUGUCCCAGCACCAGGACACAGAUAAACAGCCUCCCUGCGCUGGUACUCGUCAGAGAAGGGGAAACCCGCGUUCCCGCGCUGCUGCUUUCUGCUUCGGAGAGCCUUAUCUAGACUUUUGCAUAAUUGCGUGUUGGCUUUCCUAAAUAAUUCGGAAGAGCGAUUUCUGCUUUCACUUGUUCACAUAGGCAAACAAUCCCUGUGGGGAAAAUGUGUGUGUGUGCGUGUGUGCGCGCGCGCGCGCGCGCGCGUUCCGGUGACAAUUGAGGUCAGAGGCAAACACAUCCUCUUUCAAAAUGUCCCUUAGGUGAUCCCAGAAAUGACUGUCCUGCUCUAGGCAGUGGGAGUCACCAUCCACUGGGUAGGGGGCUGUGAUUACUCUGCCUAGGGACCACUUUUCACAGCUCCUUCCCCACCGUAGAUAAGGGUGUUAAAUCAAGGCAUUUAGUUCUACUUUUCCAUUGCACAAAUAAGCAAGCUGAGACCCAGAUAGGUUAAGUGAAGUAUCCAAUCUCUUCUCUCCCUUUCUUUUCUGUAUGCCUCAAGAUGGUUUUAUACACACACACACACACAUACAUAUACACACAUACACACACCUUGAACUAGGAAAAAAAAUCACAACUACGGAAGAAAUCUUUUUUACUCUUCUUAUUUCCUAAGACCAAAAGUCAGAGCUUGUCUUCUGUCAGAAGCAGAUGGUGUGUAAUGGCGGUGUGUGAGUGUGCAAGUGUGGGGGGCUGGGCGUUGGCUCCAUCCUUCCUCCUUCUCUACUCCAACCCUGACUCCAUCACCGAGCCCCUUUAGGGAAGCACAAGGCAAGACGCUGUACCUCUAUGCAGAAGACCCCUCCAGGCAGAGACCUUGAAGAAAUGAAACAGCAGGGAGAAACUGUAUUUGGUGGUGAAAAUGCUGGAAUCUUCUAGGCCUUGCUCAACUCCAACCAGCUACUUCUCCAAAAUAAAGUAAAACAAAACAAAACAAGGCAAACAACAACCACCUCAGGCCUUUUGCAUCAACUUCCUGUGACUAAGUGACCCUAAGCAGAGAACUGGCUCAGGUCACUUAGGACAGGGGUAGGACAUUGAAGGCCUUAUUUACUCCAGGAUUAAAAACAACAUCCCCUCUAACCCUGUCUCUCUUGGGCAGCCUGUCUUUUAAGGAUGUGAAAAGCAACUUCUUGGAGUCUAAACAGACACAAUACCCCACUGGGAUGUUUAGGUAUCAGGUUCACAAAAACAGCAUUUUACUCCUGCUUCCCCGAACCCCAAUGCAACCCAGGCUACCAUACUCUUUGCAAGAAUAUCUGGUAUCUUUUCCGGGCAAUAGGAAUUGAGUUGGCACUUCCUGAAAUGUUUUUAUUUUUAGCUUCAAAUAAUUUUGCUCCUAAAACAAAUUAGUUACUUAUCCUCUUCUCACCAUGCCCUAAUUAUUUUUAGCUUUAUUCUAAUUUUUUUGUCACCUUGAAUUUUGUCUUGAUUUGAGAGUUUGGUACAGAAUACUUGCUUGCAGGCUGGUAAUCUGCAGUUUAUUUUGUUUUUAAAAAACUCUGUGAAGUUUACUGUUGUUUUAAAACUCAUGGAAUAUUAACAAAAAAUAACCUAAUAAUACACUUCGAGGCUUAAACUUUGGUUAUAGUCUAUGUCCUAGCCUAGCUUUUAUGAUAAGCCUGUUGCAUUUUAAAGGUGCUUAUUGAUUCACAUCUCUUUCAGUAAAAAAUCAUUUGAGGAACCCAGAUUUUUGAAAGCUAUUUAAUUUGCAUGUAUUUAGUCAUUACAGGCUAAAACUGAAGAAUGAGUUUGGAAACUGGUUCUAUUAGAAAACGCUGUUUGCACAUCCAAAUGUUCCCAGUCAAGAUUUCCCAAUAGUGGCAGUGAGGAAGAGAGGCAGAGAGAAUUAGGAUACUUGGGUUCAAAUUUUAGCUUAGUCACUGAUGGGCUGAUUGAAUGAGAAGAACUUAAUCACCUGCAAAAUGAAUUGCUUACACUAUUUUGAUCUCUAAAUACACUUUUGAUUCUGAUAUUUAAUGAUUUUGUAUUACAAAAUUGGGCAGAAAAUGCAUACCUUCGUAAUAAGCAAAAAAUUUUGCUGUUAACACAUCAUACUUAUUUUAGAGUAAAUUUGAAGGAGGUUGAUGUUUUGGAAUUUGGUUGGAGAGUUAUCCAAAAGCAAUGUUUCCCUGACUCAACUGCAACCAAUUACACACAGUAUCCAGUAGGAAAAGGAUUAAGUUGUCCAGACAAAAUAUAAUGGUAACAAAAAAUAAUCUUGUGCUUUUGACAUCUUUCUGUUUACUUGUUUUUGUCCUGUUCUAAUGCCCCCUGAAUUACUAUUUUUUUAAAAAUAGUCUCAUCUAAAAUAAAACAUAGUAAUGUGUUUUCAAACGAAACAUUAUAUUGUAGUUACGAUUUCUUUUGUAUAGUUUCCUAAUGCAGACUACAAUAAAUACACUAAAAUAUUUCAAA